Sipha flava (yellow sugarcane aphid) is the source of this 1684-nucleotide messenger RNA. Its product is annotated as potassium voltage-gated channel protein Shal. Gene Ontology annotation, molecular function: A-type (transient outward) potassium channel activity; protein binding. The record is from RefSeq and is a predicted model, not a curated record. The transcript has a single exon. The coding region runs from base 424 to 1542 and encodes 372 amino acids. Gene Ontology annotation, cellular component: voltage-gated potassium channel complex; membrane. Gene Ontology annotation, biological process: protein homooligomerization; potassium ion transmembrane transport. Lineage: Eukaryota; Metazoa; Arthropoda; Insecta; Hemiptera; Aphididae.
GGUGCACCGCGGCAAGAAGCAGGUAGUAGUGGUAGUAGCCGUAGUGGUAGCCGUAGUGAUAGCCGUAGUGGUAGUGGAAGUGCGUUUGCACGGCAGUCGGUCGGGACCGCGACACGCCGGCGUGCAUGUUGGCGGUGGAAAAGUCGACGCGGAGUCGUACCAGUGCCGAUAACAGUGUACCGUUCACGUUCCGCGUGACAUGUAACCGACCGCGGCGAGCGGCGCGACACCGUACCUGCACCACCACCACCACCACCACCACCACCACCAGCACCACCUGUGUUCCACAGUCACCGACGGCACCACCUGACAGCAGCCGUAGCAGUCGUCGGCUGGCAACCGGUGCGGUGAGCAUGCCGCCGUUCGCGCGCUAACAAUCGGACCGGCGGCGCGGCCGGCGAUACUGUCAUUCCGCCGCACAGCAUGGCCUCGGUCGCCGCUUGGCUGCCGUUCGCCCGGGCGGCAGCCAUCGGUUGGGUGCCGAUCGCCACGCACCCGCUGCCGCCGCCGCCGGUGCCCAAGGACCGGCGGAAGAUCGACGAUGAGAAGCUGCUGAUCAACGUGUCGGGGCGACGGUUCGAGACGUGGCGCAACACGGUGGAAAAGUACCCGGACACGUUGCUCGGGUCCAACGAGCGCGAAUUCUUCUACGACGAGGACUGCAAGGAGUACUUCUUCGACCGGGACCCGGACAUAUUCCGGCACAUACUCAACUACUACCGCACCGGUAAGCUGCACUAUCCCAAGCACGAGUGCUUGACCAGUUACGACGAGGAGCUGGCGUUCUUCGGCAUACUGCCGGACGUGAUCGGCGACUGCUGCUACGAGGACUACCGGGACCGGAAGCGCGAGAACGCGGAGCGGCUGAUGGACGACAAGCUGUCGGAGAACGGCGACCAGAACCUGCCGCAGCUGACCAACAUCCGGCAGAAGAUGUGGCGCGCGUUCGGCAACCCGCACACCAGCACCGCCGCGCUCGUCUUCUACUACGUCACCGGGUUCUUCAUCGCCGUCUCCGUCAUGGCCAACGUGGUGGAAACGGUGCCGUGCGGCCACCGGCCCGGCCGCGUGGGCACGCUGCCAUGCGGCGAGCGCUACAAGAUCGUGUUCUUCUGCCUGGACACCGCGUGCGUCAUGAUCUUCACCACCGAGUACCUGCUGCGGUUGUUCGCCGCCCCGGACCGGUGCAAGUUCAUGCGCAGCGUGAUGAGUAUCAUCGACGUGGUGGCCAUACUGCCGUACUACAUCGGACUGGGCAUCACCGACAACGACGACGUGUCCGGCGCGUUCGUCACGCUCCGCGUGUUCCGGGUGUUCCGGAUAUUCAAGUUCUCGCGGCACUCGCAGGGGCUCCGCAUACUCGGCUACACGCUCAAGUCGUGCGCCUCCGAGCUCGGGUUCCUAGUGUUCUCGCUGGCCAUGGCUAUCAUCAUAUUCGCCACGGUCAUGUUCUACGCCGAGAAGAACGUGGAUGGCACCAAUUUCACGUCCAUCCCGGCUGCCUUUUGGUACACCAUCGUGACCAUGACCACGUUGGGGUAAGCGUUUUCUCGUUUUUUUUUUCUCUCUCGUCAUCUUUUCUGCUGCCCUCGUACCGCAAUUAUUAUUACCAUAAUUAUUAUUAUUAUCAUUUGACCACCACCACCGGUGUGCCAUGCGUACGCGCCGGCAUGCGACCUGUGUU